CUAUCUUUGUUUCCUGUCUAGCUUGAUUUCCAAUGCGUCUCACCUGUGUUUUAUUGCCCUGCCUGCUUGUGUGUGCGUGGUGUGCCUCUGUAUAUAUUGCCCUCAGUUGUGUUCAGUCCUGGGGGUGUCAUUUAAUGUUGAGUGUUCUGCCUUGUGCUCUGUUUCUCUGUUAUUUGGAUAAUAUCUUUCUGUUUGGACUUUGCUCUCUUUAGUUUGGGACUACUGCUACACUAAGUGUAAGCCUGGAAGUUUCUGCUGGACCUUAUUAAAAUAUACCUGCUUUUCUCUGGUUUCCUGCAUUUGAGUCCACAUUGAGUAUUCCUGCCUCAGCACUGUCUGUCUGAUAAUCACACUUUUGACAAAUAGCGUGCAGCUACAAAACAAACUGCUAUCGGGGAGAAAAUUUCACUUCUCCAAAUAAAUAGAAAUUCAGUCCAUUGGUAACUAAUAUCAUGGUGUAGGUGAUCAGUUGGCCAUGGCCUACAUUGCGAUUUAGCCAGCUAAGGUAGCAUUACUGAUACUGCAAAGGGUGCUAGCUAGCAGGCACCAUGUAGCUAAGGUGACCCUAACUUUAUAUUUUGUGUUGGUAAUUAAGUUGAGAGGGUUUACCUGGCCCCUACAUGUGACACAAAUAAUAGUCUGAGAAUAUUGAUUGAAGCCUGACAAUGUGUGUGCAUAUGUUUGUUUAUUUGGUUUCUGUUGGCUUGUUUCCAACAGAUAUCCAGAAUUAGUGCCCACAUCUAUUUUGUCAGUAAAACCAAAAUUACUUUUCAGUCUGAUUAACAGUCUGGCAGUUAGCUUUAUUACAUGAAUAUAAAAUAAAAAUAUUAAUAAAAUGUACUUCAGCCUUUAACCCUGGUAGUAAGGUCACAACUGGACUGGAUUUAUCCUAACACAUGAGCACUAUUGGUGAAGCACCAAAUGGACAAAUGUAAACACAAAGUAAGCAUUCCCAUUGUUGUAGAGUAAUACUAUGUAGCACUGAAAUUUAGAACAAAAAACAUUAAAUCAAGUAUGCAUACAAAACAGGUGAAGCUCUAUAAAACAAGUUUGUUAUAUAAAAAAAAAUCAUGAAAAUGUACAAAUUUUCAUUUUCAUGAAAGUGUCAACCUCAAAGUUCCUACUUCAAAUGUAUGCACGCGACUAAACCACGUGGGCUGAUCUGCCUGAAAUCGUGUUACCCUGAGUGCCCUGUGUUAUCUGGAACAGUAGCGGAAUUAUUGGGCUAAUGUUUCAGCUCCACAUGGUUGCAUGGUUUGCUUGCAAGCAGCACAGCAGGGAGGGACAAGAGGCAAAGAGAAUGAGGUUGAGAAAAAAAAAAGCAGAAAGGAAGAGCUUAGGACUCCCCUUCAGGCAUCCGAACAAGUCUGAACUGUUCUGCUGCUGCUUGUGUUCUGCCUACGCUAAGCAAGGCUGCCUCGGGAAUCAGAAACAGCGUUUACAGCCUUCACAGUCUCCUGCGGGGAUGCAGCGACAGGAGUUCAGUUGUUGAGCUACGGUGGAUGGUCGCGGAAGUUGCUUUGUGCUUUUUGAAGCUGUGACUCUGGACACGGGUGACUGGGAAUACUGCUGUGUCCAGACACUGCACGGAGCGCUAGGGCUGGAUAUGCCACAGGUGGAAAGGUGGGGAGCAGCAGGCUGUGGCCCGGUGCGCGGAACAGAGUUCCCCAGGUUGUGAAGAUGUGGAGCUGGGUUUUCACUGUGACUGUCCUCCUGUCCUCCAUGAAACAAGCUGAAGCUCAGGGCAGGUGUAAUAGUGUGCAAGCGGCAGAUAUUGUUUUCCUGGUUGAUGGGUCUUCCAGUAUUGGCCGAGCUAACUUCCUGCAGGUGAAGGGCUUUAUGGCUGGGAUCGUCAAACCCUUUGCCAGCUCUGUCAGCGAGUCAGGGAUACGGUUUGGGGCCAUACAGUACAGCGACACUUCCAGAGUUGAAUUUACAUUUACUACCUACGUGAAUGGCACUGCGCUGGUCAACGCUUUACAGAAUCUGAACUAUAAGGGUGGAAACACACGCACUGGGGCUGGUCUCAAGUUUGUCGCUGACAACUUCUUCAACCCUGCGUCCAGUCGGAAUGUCCCAAAGAUCACUAUCCUGAUCACAGACGGGAAAUCACAGGACAGUGUGCAGGACCCAGCGCAGAAGCUACGCAGUCAAGGAGUGCACGUUUUUGCGGUUGGUAUAAAGAGUGCAGACAGGGCUGAAUUGGAUCAGAUCUCCUCCCAGCCCAGCAGCGAUUUCACAUCCUUUGUUGGGGACUUCAAACUGCUGAACACACUUCUUCCUCUUGUGAGCCCCCAAGUGUGUUCCAAAGCAGGAGGAGUCUAUGCUAGUGAUGAGGCAUUUUCCGGUCCGUCCAACAUUCAGUUCACCAGCCAGACAUCUGAUUCUCUCAGGUUCCGCUGGAGUUCAGCAGGGGGGCCUGUGAGUGGCUAUGUGGUCCAGUAUGUGCCGCUCUCUGGCCUGGGUCAGCCUAUCAUUGCAGAACUGCGUCAGGAGACUGUUUCUGCCAGUCAGAGGACCUUUACCGCACGAGAGCUAAGGUCAGGAACCGACUACCUGGUGACUGUCAUCGCCCAAUACCCCAACAGUGUGGGAGAGUCUGUUUCUGCCAAGCAACGAACCAGGUCCUUGCCAGGUGUCUCUAGUCUACGUCUGGUCCAGGCAGACUUCUUCUCUCUCUCUGUGGGCUGGGAUCUGCCUUCAUCUCCUGUCCAGGGCUACAGGAUCACCUAUGGCCCACGAGGUCGGCCGGCAGCUCAGCUGUUGGAGCAGUCGCUGUCUGCAGACGCCACAUCUGUCACCUUGGAGUCACUUCAGCCCGACACAGAGUACGUCAUAAGCCUCUACCCCCUGUUCCCCCGAAACUCUGGAUCCCCGUCCAUCCUCAACGCCCGCACAUUGCGUCUUGAGGCGGUGCAGCAGUUGUCAGUGGAGACGGAGUCAGAGGGCAGUGUCCGUCUGCGGUGGAGAGCCGUCAGUGGCGCGCGGGCCUAUCGUCUAGUCUGGGGACCGUUUACAGGUCGAAAUGUUGAGACUGUGGAGGUUUCCGGUGACAGUGACUUUCACACUUUGUCCAGACUGCAGCCGGACACAGAGUACAUCGUCACUAUCAUCCCGCUGUAUGAGGGCAGCACGGAGGGCCCUGUAGCAACGGCCAGGUUCAAGAUAGAGCGUCAGGAGCAGCAGGUCCUCAGAGCAGCUAUCAUCAGCCCCUCCUCUAUUCGCCUCACCUGGAGAAUCAUUCAGUCCUCUCGAGGGUACCGCCUGGAGUGGAGGGAGGGGGAAGGAGGCCGUGUCCAGAGCCUGUCCUUUCCUAGAGGUACUAGCAGCUAUGUGCUAACAGGCCUUCAGCCCAACACAGAAUAUAUCAUCACCCUGUACACCCUGUUCGAAGGUCGUGAGGAGGCCACACCUGUCUCCACCACAUCCAGAGAAGAGCAGCCAGUGGGGAGGGUCUCCAACUUGAGAGUUGUGGAGUCUCUGGGCAGUACUGCCAGACUCGGCUGGACGGGCGUAGCUGGGGCCACACAGUACCGCAUCAUUAUCCUGAACACAGAAACGGGAACAGAGGAAAUCCGGAUUAUCCCUGGAAACCAGACAAUCCUCGACCUCAGAGACCUGACAGUGGGAGUGUCUUAUGGGGUCAGUGUCACAGCACUGGUGGGAGAAAAUGAAGGAGACCCAAUUACUGUCUACAUCAAACCAGAGCAAGGUGUUGGCAGAGUGACUAACCUCAGAGUGUCAAACGCAAACAGUCGGAGAAUUCGAAUUGCCUGGACAGGUGUAACUGGGGCUACGGGGUACAGGGUUACUUGGAGACAAGGCAACAGUGCGGAACAGUCCCGCGUUCUUGGGGUGGAGGCCACGUCCUACACUAUAGAUGGCCUGCAACCAGAUGAGGCAUUGGUAAUUGGUGUUGCGGCUGUGGCCGAUCAGCGCGUUGGAGAGGUGGUCACGCUGUCUACUCGGACUAAUCCCCAAGGUGGAUCAGUGUCCGGACUUCGCAUCAUUGACGCCACGUCUAAGAGGAUACGCAUUGCAUGGUCACCUUCCCCUAGGGCAACUGGCUAUAAGAUCACUUGGCGCCGUGAUGAUGGGAUUGAAACAACACGAAACGUGGCCGCGGACGUGUCUUCCUUCACCAUUGAUGGACUACAGUCAGAUUCAGCCUAUACCGUGUUAAUCUCGACACUGACUGGCUCUCGAGAGGGAAGUCCUUCCACCCUGAGUGUUAGAACAGAGUCAGAUCACUCUGUGGUCGGGACUGUGACGUCACUGCAAGUCCAGGAGACCCGUGGACAGGUUGUCCGAGUCAGUUGGGUUGGUGUGCAGGGGGCAACGGCUUAUCGCGUGACUUGGAGGAGAACGGAUGGGGGUGAAGAGAGGAGUCAGCUGGUGGGGGGAGAUGUGUCAGCAGUGGAUUUAGAACGGUUGGACCCCGGAGCCCAGUAUGAGGUGCAGGUCAUGGCUUUAGUUCAAAACAGAGAGGGAACCCCUGUGUCUGUCAGAGUCACCACACCUAGUGCCUUCACCCCCCCCCCCUCACUGCCUACCGCAAUUUUGCGAGUGGCAGAGGUUACCCAGGAUUCUGUGCGGCUUGGCUGGAGUCCACUACUAGGUGCCACGGGAUAUAUUCUACGCUGGAGCGAGGAGACAGAUCUUGGUGGAGGCUUGUCAGUUACGCUCCCCGCUACGUCCAGCACUUACCAGGUUCCCGGGCUGCGUUUGGGCCGUCGAUAUCGCUUUACCUUGCAGCCCGUAUUUGCAAGUGGAUUGGGAACAGAGAGCUCUGUAGAUGAACGCACUGUGUGCGUGGGCGGGCGUCUGGAUGUGGUGUUUCUGGUGCCGGCAUCCACCGAUCGGAUUGGCCUCGCUAGACCUCUUCGCGAACUCCUCAGAAGUGCAGCAGGGUCGCUCAGCACUAUCAGUGACCGCGACUCGCAGGUGGGAGUUGUAGUCUAUGGUUACAGGCCCAAAAUAUGGUUCCUGCUUAAUCGCCAUGGCAGGUCUGACACACUUCUUCAAGAGAUCCAGUCCACACCCUUUGAUGAAAGUCCAGGGAAUAAUAUUGGUGAGGCGGUGACAUUCACCAGACAGUACGUUCUGAACCCUUCAGCUGGACGGAGACCGAGGGUCCCUGGCGCUGUUGUCAUCAUCGCUGACAGGAAAUCAACUGACAACCUCACCCUCGCAGCGAGCAGUCUCAGAGCUACAGGGGUGACAGUGUUAGCUGUGGGAAUAAACCAGGCCGAUACUGAGGAGCUGCGUCGGGUGGUGACGGAUGGCAGCACCCAGAACAUCCUGUAUACCCGCGACGCAGCACGGCUGGACACCAUACAUGCCGAUCUGGCAGACUUGCUCUGUGGCAUUGCCAGAAUACCAGAGGUAGGUCCGGGUCCGGACCAGUGUACCAUUCAGUGUCCCCAGGGUGAGAAGGGAGAUCGUGGAGAAAAGGGUGACCGAGGCAGAGACGGUGCCGAUGGACGCAAGGGAGAGCCUGGUCGGGAUGGUUUGCCUGGGAGGGAAGGCCCCAGAGGGCCUGAAGGACGCCCAGGCCCACCAGGCCAAACUGUCCCUUUUGACCCCUCAGCAAGGGUGAAAGGAGAAAAGGGGGAGAGAGGUUUUCCUGGCAUUGAUGGAAGUCCAGGUUUGCCAGGACGAUCAGGUUCCCCCGGAAGUGCAGGGGUCCCGGGUUCACAGGGCCUACCUGGUGUCAGAGGAGACCCAGGUGAACCGGGAGGGACAGGUCCACAAGGACCACAGGGCAGUAAAGGUGAAAGGGGUGAACCGGGCUCAGCUAUAUCUGGAGGGGGUCUUCCAGGGCGGAAAGGAGAGCCAGGCAUCCCGGGAAUACCGGGUACUCCGGGUCGGCCAGGCAACGAUGGGGCCAAAGGUGCCCCUGGAGUGCCGGGGACAUCUGGUCAGGAUGGUCGUCCAGGUUUACCAGGAACACCAGGACUCUCCAUCAAGGGAGACAAGGGCAGCCCAGGAGAGAGGGGACCUCCAGGAGUCGGCAGCGGGGUGGCUGUAAAGGGCGAGAAGGGCUCCCCAGGUACUCCAGGACCUCCAGGGGCUCAGGGUCCUAUAGGGCCAACAGGACCACAGGGCAGCAAAGGAGACAAGGGCAGCAGUGGUGAUGGGACACCCGGGCCUCCAGGCAGGCAAGGAGAGCCUGGGGACAGGGGUCCCCGUGGCCCUCCAGGUGAAAUUGGUAGCAAGGGUGACCGAGGACAGCCAGGUGAGCCUGGAUCACAGGGAGACAGGGGGGAGAGAGGGGCGUCCGGUGAAACUGGGGAGAAAGGGGACCCAGGGAAGCCGGGCCUCGCAGGAACUCCAGGCUUGAGAGGUUUACCAGGGCCCAGUGGACCGCCUGGAGAAAAGGGAAAUGAAGGUGCACGAGGGGAGCCCGGCAGAAGUGCUCUAGGUGUUCCAGGGAAGAAAGGGGAAAUGGGGGAGCGAGGCCCGGCUGGUCCUGAGGGGCCGAGGGGAGAUAAAGGAGAACCGGGACAGAGAGGAGAGAAAGGUUCUCCAGGGUCAGGAGGGUCAGGUGGCGUUGGACCUAAAGGAGAGCCGGGAGACAGAGGACUUCCUGGUAUCAGUGGCAGGCCGGGUGCCAAGGGAGAUCCAGGUGAACCAGGAGAGAGGGGGGAGAAUGGUCGGCCAGGAAUCUCAGGAAAGCCUGGUCUUGCUGGGAAAGAGGGAGAGAAAGGAGAGAAGGGUGACGAAGGCACACCUGGGGAGCCUGGACUUCCAGGCAAGGCGGGAGAAAGAGGGCUGAGGGGACUGGCUGGUCAACCAGGACGACCAGGAGAGAAAGGAGACCCAGGAGACCCAGGAGAGCACGGACGAAAUGGCAGCCCGGGACCUGCGGGAGCGAGAGGAGAGAAAGGAGAACUGGGACCACAAGGGCCUCCAGGACAACCAGGAAAAGUGGCGGACAUCCAGGGCCAGCUGAAAGGAGACAGAGGAGAGAAGGGCGACAGCGGCGACCCAGGAGAGCAUGGCAGCAAAGGUCAGAAAGGCGAAGCAGGGACUCCCGGAGCCCCAGGCCCACAAGGUUCUGAGGGACAACGAGGGCCCGCAGGCACAAGAGGUGACGCAGGAGAAAGAGGAGCGCCUGGAGAGAAGGGAGAAAGGGGAGCAUCUGGGUUAGAUGGACGUCCCGGUCUUGACGGUAAACCGGGUGCUUCUGGAGCACCUGGUCAAAGGGGUGAUCCCGGGAAACAGGGGGAUCCUGGGAGAGAUGGUUUACCCGGACUAAGAGGGGAACAGGGCCCCCCAGGGCCUGUUGGGCCCCCAGGCACUCCAGGGACACCUGGUAAAGCAGGUGAAGAUGGCAAAACUGGGCCUCCUGGCAAAAUGGGUGAGGAUGGUGUGCCAGGUGAAGAUGGGAGGAAGGGUGACAAAGGAGAAGCAGGAGCCGCUGGAAGAGAUGGCCGUGAUGGGCUGAAAGGAGAACGGGGCCUUGCUGGGCCAGUAGGACCCUCUGGUGCGCCGGGGCCUCCUGGAGUACCUGGCAACAUUGGUCCUCCUGGACAGGUUGUUUAUGUUAAAGGAGUUGAAGCGGCACCAACCCCAGGCCCGCAGGGGCCCCCAGGAACCCCUGGCGUGCCUGGGAUACCGGGAGCUGUGGGAGCCAGAGGGGAGAGAGGUCCACCUGGCCUUAAAGGUGAAGCUGGGGACCCAGGAGAGGAUGGGGCGCCGGGCAAGCCUGGGACAGCAGUGGAUGUACAGAGGGCUCUGGCUGGCUUUGGUAUUCUGGUGUCUGAUCUGAAGGUGGUUGUGGACAGGAAGGACACGCCGCAGGUUCCUACAGUGCAGAAGGCAGAGAAAGGUGAAAAGGGAGACAGGGGUGAAUCUGGACCGAGAGGACCAUCUGGUGCAGAUGGGGCUCGUGGUGUUCCAGGAGAGAGAGGAGCAAAAGGGGACCAGGGAGAGCGAGGACCCGUGGGAGCAACUGGGCCUAUUGGAAGAGCCAUUGGAGAGCGAGGGCCAGAGGGACCCCCAGGGCCUGCUGGAGAGCCAGGCAAGCCGGGAAUACCGGGAGUUCCUGGGCGAGCUGGGGAACUGGGGGAGGCUGGAAGACCUGGAGAUAAGGGGGAGAGAGGAGUGAAAGGGGACAAAGGGGAGACUGGCACUAGCGGGGCAACGGGACCAGCCGGCCCACCAGGUCAAAAGGGGGCAUCUGCUGACUCAGUACUGAUUGGUGCGCCUGGGGCCCGAGGCCCUCCAGGAGUUGCAGGACAGAGAGGAGAGCCUGGUUCUGCAGGAGUACCAGGACCUAAAGGAGACCGGGGUUUUGCGGGAUCUCCUGGUGAUAAAGGAGAUAGAGGAGAGUCUGGAGAAAGAGGACGUGAUGGCUCGCAGGGACCACCAGGAGGACCAGGAAAACCUGGUCAGGAUGGGAAACCGGGCCCAACAGGGCCCGCUGGUCCUCAAGGCCAACCAGGAAACCCAGGAGAGCCUGGCAUACGGGGGCCAACUGGCCCCAUGGGUCCCAAUGGGCUUCCAGGUCCACCAGGUGUGAAGGGUAAUCAAGGAGAGCCAGGUGUUGGUGUCCAGGGUCCUCCUGGUGCCCAAGGGAGCACAGGUCUGCCAGGACCACCAGGUCCACCAGGAGCUGUAGGUCCGCAGGGCCCCCCAGGACUCUCAGGGCAGGUGGGUGAAGCAGGUAAACCAGGAGUCCCAGGAAGAGAUGGGGUGCCUGGUAAAGAAGGAAUACCUGGAUUACCAGGAAAGCAGGGCAUUGCUGGACCUCCUGGCCAGUCCGGCUUAAAGGGGGAGCAGGGAGACAGCGGUCCUCCAGGGAAGGCUGUGGCUGGACCCCCUGGACCCAAAGGAGAGACAGGCCCUCCUGGUCAAACACUGCCAGGCACAGCUGGAGAAAGAGGCGUACCUGGAGAAAGGGGCAACAAGGGAGACAAAGGUGCUGCUGGCAUCAAAGGAGAGAGAGGAGUGGCUGGUGAAUCAGGAGAGCCUGGAGAAGAUGGGGCACAGGGACCUGCUGGGCCCAAAGGAGAUAAGGGAGAGAAGGGCAUAGGACAGGCAGGUCCUGCUGGUCGGGUAGGGCCUCAAGGUUUAAAGGGAGAUCAAGGCCUUCCUGGUCCAGCUGGUCCUCCAGGGCUACAGGGAAAGCCAGGUGACGCUGGGCUGCCUGGCCUGAGAGGAGAACCUGGACAACCAGGACCUCCUGGACCACAGGGGGAGAGGGGUCUUCAAGGCUUUGCAGGCCGUGCAGGAAAUGUUGGACCCCCAGGUCCUCCUGGACCUCUUGGACAGGCAGGCACUCCUGGUACCAACGGGGUCAAAGGGGACAAGGGGGAAGUUGGCGUUGGAGUCCCUGGUCCCAGAGGAGAGAGAGGAGAUUCGGGGCCCAGAGGAGAAGAGGGUCGUGCUGGCUUGGAUGGGGAGAGAGGACCAACGGGUCCGCCUGGGAUUCGUGGUGCUCGGGGAGAGAAGGGAGACUCGGGGCUGCAAGGUGACAAAGGAGAGAAGGGGGACACUGUGCUGGUGGGAGGACCUCCUGGAGAAAAGGGCAAUAAAGGAGAAACAGGUGACCGAGGACCCAAAGGUGUGCAAGGAGAAAAAGGGGCAAAGGGACAAGAGGGCCCCACAGGGGAGCAGGGUCUGAGGGGAGAGCCGGGAGAAAGAGGAUCCACUGGAUUCCCGGGUGCCCGUGGCCCCGGUGGACAGAAGGGAGAAGCCGGACAACCUGGAGUUCCUGGUGAAUCGGGUUUACCAGGAAAAGAUGGGCUGCUAGGGCGUAAAGGGGAGAAGGGAGAGAUCGGUACCCUAGGAAUGAGAGGAAUCAAGGGUGACCGAGGACCCAAGGGGGCUUGUGGAAGCGAUGGACCCAAAGGAGAGAAGGGGGAUGCUGGUAUUCAUGGACGAUCAGGCCUACCAGGAAGAAAAGGUGAACAGGGGGAACUCGGACCUUCUGGGGCGCCAGGGACCCCCGGAAAAGAGGGACUAGUCGGCCCCAAGGGUGACCGUGGUUUUGAUGGGCUUGCAGGAUCCAAAGGUGCUCAGGGAGAGAAAGGUGAAAGGGGUCCGCCUGGGGUCCCUGGUCCUCCUGGCCCCAGAGGAGUGGAUGGGACCCCGGGCCUGACUGGCCUUCAGGGACCAGUGGGUCCUAAAGGCCCAGAGGGGCUCCAGGGACAGAAGGGGGAGAGAGGUCCAAAUGGUCCUGCCACAGUGGGUCCACGUGGUAUCCCAGGGAUCCCGGGGGAGCGAGGAGAGCCAGGAGAGAUGGGCCCAGAUGGAGCCAAGGGAGACAGAGGAGAGGCGGGCAUGACGGAGGAUGAGGUCAGAGAGUAUGUUCGCACAGAGAUGAGUCAGCACUGUGCGUGUGGAGGUUCAGGCCCAGUAAGUCGGCCCCAGCCCGAGUUCAGGGCUCGGCAUGCAGCAGAGCAACAACUGGCCGUGAAGGGUGAGGAUGGCCGUGAGCUGCGUGUGGUGGUGAACACCAAUGACCCAGAUUAUGAGCACGUCUAUUCCAUCGAAGCCUAUGACGAUCCCUUGGACGAGCUGCUCUACUUACCUCCCCCUGCCAACCAGAGUGAUGGUGAGGCUGUCAAAGCUGAAACUGACAAAACAGUCAAAGUCGAACUAAACAAAUCAGCCAGUGCAGACGUUAAGAAAAAAGCAACAGUUGCUGUUCAGAAAGCAGUCAAAGUUACACCUCUGAAAGCAGUCACGCCCAAAUCAGUCAGGUCCAAGAGGAGAGUCAAAGGGGAAGCUCCAGCAGACCUGUGCCUGCUGCCCAUGGAGGAGGGGAGCUGUGGACGAUACACUCUGCGCUGGUACUUUAACAGUCAGGUUCAGGCCUGUAGGCCGUUCAUCUACAGCGGGUGUGAAGGAAAUGACAACCGCUUCCUUCACCUGGAGGAGUGCGAGGAGGUCUGCCUUGGGGAGGAAGAAGGUCCUCGUCCCUUGAAGACGGCACGAUGAUUGUGGCCUCAUCAGCCACAGGAGCGUUAGCCUUUAGAUUGCUUUUAUAGAUUACUAUUUUGUCAAAUGUCAAAGGUCAAGAUUUAUUUUAUUUAUUGUUUCUGUAAACCCAACCAAACUUUGCCCCAGGUUAAAAAGGUAAACCAGAGUGCCUCCUUGCUUUAUGUUCUUAAAAUCAGGCAGAAAAAAGACAAAAUAGUGUUUAUUAGGUUACAAAAUACUUCUUGCAGUAGUAAAACGAACACGUUUAACAUUUGCACACUGAAGAAGAGUGUCUUUGCUUUUUACACAGACAUUUUUGGGACUGUACGGUUGUUCAGUAAUUUUGUGUUUAAAUGGAGCCAAUGACUCCACUAAUUAUUGGAACAGGAAAACUGAAAGAAAUGCCUUUUCUGUGUGGAAGUGGUGGUUAAAUCGUUCACAUUAAAUAUUUUGAAAAUGAAAAAAACUCUUACUGCAAUUUUCUACCCCUUUGAGUUAAUCCAAAGGUGAGAAUCUGACUGUAUGUUACUCAACACAGAAACACAAUAUUUAAGGUUAGUAUUUUAGCUUUGUUUCUGAGAAAUUGUGUCUUUUCAGUCAGUUUGGUUAGCAAAGAGCUCUAAACACUGUUGUUUGUACCCCGCAUUCAUCUGGUGUCAGAAUAAUUGGAAAUUAUUCCAAUUGGAAAAAGUUACAAACUGGGAAAAUUCACAUGAACGCCACCUAAAGUUGGAACAAGUUGGAAAGUCUGUGAGAAUAUAGGCACACGACAUGCCAAGUUGACGUCAUAUUACGCAGAAACAUGGUAGAAGAAAGUAAAUGUUGAGUUGAUGGUAAGAAAAUCAACGUGUUUAAACACUUUGAGUUGGAACUACAUUUUCUUUGUAGUGUCCAUGUUGUUACUUCCGUCGGAAGAACGACUUCCCAACUCUGGGAAAUGGAAACAUACAAGGAGCACCUGAAUGGACCAUUACUAGAAGCCUCAGUAGUCAUUGACUUAAAGGGAGUCAAUGUAAAUUGCUGAAUGUAUUAAUAGGUUUCUACAAAGUAUAACCUUUGUGUUUUAAACAGUCUAUGAUCUUUACCCCCAUUUUUAACUUAAUAACAAUGACAAACAGUACAGGAAGUAUAUAAAUCUAUAUCAAAAACAGAAAAAGAAACUUAAAGGAAUUACACAACUAGCUUCAGCACUUAACAAAGCACACAACAGAUUUUUAAUAUCUGUGACUGGUUGCUUAGUUUUUACCGCUGUGCUCUUCGGUUUGCAUGUACAUGUUCUUAUACUUUGACUUUUUAUCAUAGAAGCAGAGUUUUUUCAACAUGGUUGAAGUGAAUUAAUUACCAUCCCCAUCCAAGCCUUGAAAGUGAUCUAACUGCAAGUCAUCUGAUGCUGUCUAUGCAGAAAAUGAACUUCCAGAACCCCAGAUGCCUGAAAUAACUAUCACUUUUCUACAUAACUAUGCAAGCACAACUAUAUUGGGUGAUUGUUAUGGAUAUAGUCUUAUCAUUUGUAUUAAAUAUGAAGAAUCAAGCACAAUAUUCUGACAAUAAUUUGUACAUAAUGUUUUUUUUUUUAUUGUUUUGGGGAAAGCUGUGUUUCUGAUCAUGACUGCAUGUUUACCUGCCAGAGAAAAGGUGCUAUUUUUAAAGGUAUUUUUAUACUGCGUUUUGAAGAUGGAAGCCUUUUGUUUUUGUGUGGUACAAACCAUUUUGUGUCUGUAGUAUUAUGGAACAUUUUAAUAAGAAUUUUUAAUAAACAAAAUGUUUAAGUAAAAACAA
Molecule: messenger RNA, 12711 nt
Organism: Micropterus salmoides (largemouth bass)
Lineage: Eukaryota; Metazoa; Chordata; Actinopteri; Centrarchiformes; Centrarchidae
Gene: col7a1
Product: collagen, type VII, alpha 1
Exons: 119
Coding region: 1681-10950 (3089 amino acids)
Molecular function (GO): serine-type endopeptidase inhibitor activity; protein binding
Source: RefSeq, a predicted model, not a curated record